Molecule: messenger RNA, 1632 nt
Organism: Diaporthe citri
Lineage: Eukaryota; Fungi; Ascomycota; Sordariomycetes; Diaporthales; Diaporthaceae
Exons: 5
Coding region: 1-1632 (543 amino acids)
Biological process (GO): transmembrane transport; carbohydrate transport
Cellular component (GO): membrane
Molecular function (GO): carbohydrate:proton symporter activity
Source: RefSeq, a predicted model, not a curated record
AUGAGUGAGCCCACCGACAUCAAGGCCACCGGCGGCGCCCCGGAGAUCCAACACGCCGACGAGAAGGGCGCCCACCAGAUCGAGGACACCUUCAACCUCGACAAUGAGGCCAAGCUCGAGGCCUACAAGGCGGCUGCCAUGGAGGCAGAGACGGCCGAGCAGAAGUCGGGCGUGCUCCAGGCCGUCAAGGAGUACCCCAUGGCCGCCCUGUGGGCGUUUGUCAUGUCCUGCACCAUUAUCAUGGAGUCGUACUGUGUCUUCCUUGCCGGCAACUUCAUCGCCCUGCCCAGGUUCGCAGAAAGGUACGGAGUGUUCAGCGACAAGGAGGGCAAGAUGAUCAUCGAGGCGAGCUGGCAGUCUGCCCUCCAGAUGGGCGGGCCUCUCGGUGCUCUCAUCGGCGUCCUCAUUGCCGGCCCCAUCACCAGCAAGAUCGGUUACCGCUGGGCCACCAUCGGCGGCCUCAUGCUCCUGAACGCCUUCAUCUUCAUCUUCUACUUUGGCGACUCGCUUCCCGUCUUCUUCGUCGCACAGCUUCUCGAGGGUAUCCCCUGGGGCAUCUUCAUCGCCAACGCCCCAGCCUACUGCAGCGAGAUCACCCCCAUCCAGCUGCGGGCCCCUGCCACUCAGAUGCUGCAGAUGUUCUGGGCCAUUGGCGCCAUCAUCGUCGGCGGUGCGACCUUCCACUACAACAAGCUCAACGAGGAUCUCGCUUAUAGGGUCCCCAUCGCGCUCCAGUGGAUGUUCCCAACCCCUCUCGCUAUUCUCAUGUUCAUCGCGCCCGAGUCGCCCUGGUGGCUGGUCCGGAAGGGUCGCCUAGCAGACGCAGAAAAGGCUGUGGCGCGCCUGGGGCGCAGGACGAGACUGAACGCCAGCGAGUCCGUCGCCAUGAUGCGCCGUACCGUCGACCUUGAGAAGACGAUAAAGGAGCCCAACCUGGCUGAGCUCUUCAAGGGCACCGACCUCUACCGUACCCUCAUCGUGUGCGGUGUCUACGCGGCGCAGAACCUGACGGGCAACCUCAUCGCCAACCAGGCCGUCUAUUUCUUCGAGCAGGCUGGCAUCGACACGAACACCGCGUUUGCCCUGGGUCUCAUCACCUCGGCCCUCCAGAUGGUCUUCGUCAUGCUCUCCUGGAUUCUCACCACCUACCUCGGCAGGCGAACCAUCUACGUCUGGGGUUCCCUCAUCAACGUCGGCUUCCUCAUCGCCCUCGGUAUCGCAGGCUCCGUCGGAGCCUCAACAGCGGCCUCCCUGGCGCAGGCGUCCCUGGGCCUCAUCGUCUCGGUCCUGUUCACCCUGGGACCUGCGCCCGCCUCGUGGGUCAUCAUCGGAGAGACUUCCUCCAUCCGCCUGAGGCCUCUGACGACCGGUGUCGGACGUGCUGCGUACUACAUCGUCAACAUUCCUUGCAUCUUCCUUGCAAGUUACAUGCUCAACCCUGACGAGGCCAACCUCGGUGGCAGGUGCGGUUACGUCUGGGCCGGCACCGGCUUCGUCUGCUUCCUCGCCGCCUUCUUCUUCUUGCCCGAGAUGAAGAACCGUUCCUACCGCGAGAUCGACAUCUUGUUCAAGCGCAAGGUCCCCGCCCGCCAGUGGACAAAGACUGUUGUCGAUAUCGAGGCCGACGAGUAG